AUGGUUUGUGAUGUAAUGAAUCCAAUAGUGGGUUUUCUAGUAAACAAGGCAACAGGAAGGGUACUAGACACCAAUGAAGAAAAAAAUAUUUAUACUCUUAAAUAUAAUGGUGGCACAUAUCAACGAUGGCAAUUUCAACGACAGGACGAUGGUUCUUGUGUAUUACAAAACUUAGCAACCUCAUUGGUACUUGAUUCCAAUGGCUAUCAGAUGUACACACAUGAUUUAAAUGGUGGCCGCUAUCAAAAAUGGAGAUUAUAUUGGAAUGAAGACAACUUUUUUGUACUCCUAAAUCUAGCAACGUCACGUGUACUUGAUUCUAAUUUUGAGGGUCAAGUUUAUCCAAGCGUUGGUAAUGGCGGUGAUUUUCAAAAAUGGUUUUUUGCACAAGCAUAA
Molecule: messenger RNA, 396 nt
Organism: Rotaria sp. Silwood1
Lineage: Eukaryota; Metazoa; Rotifera; Eurotatoria; Philodinida; Philodinidae
Source: the annotation of a GenBank genome assembly